Molecule: messenger RNA, 4062 nt
Organism: Cololabis saira (Pacific saury)
Lineage: Eukaryota; Metazoa; Chordata; Actinopteri; Beloniformes; Belonidae
Gene: stom
Product: stomatin
Exons: 8
Coding region: 99-986 (295 amino acids)
Cellular component (GO): plasma membrane
Source: RefSeq, a predicted model, not a curated record
GCGAGACUCACGGCAGGACGCCAGGACAGCGACAGUCUCCAGUUAAGUCUCAAUAAACACGUUUUCAGGUCCUGCUGGAUAUUAAGUUCGCCUGGACCAUGGAUAGAGACAGCGAGACGGUUGCAAUGAAAGAAGCCAAAAGGCGAGAGCGCCAGUUAGGUCCAGGCAGGUAUGGUUUACAUGAUGUUGAAGCUUUGGAGGAUGGAGAAAAUGACAUUGGCAUGUGUGGUUGGUUUCUGGUUGGACUUUCUGUCCUUCUUAUGAUCGCUACUCUGCCUAUCUCCAUAUGGAUGUGUAUCAAGAUUGUGAAGGAGUAUGAGCGAGCCAUUAUUUUUCGUCUUGGACGUAUUUUGCGAGGCGGAGCCAAAGGACCAGGGUUGUUCUUCAUCUUGCCGUGCACUGACAGCUUCAUUAAUGUGGACAUGCGCACCAUCACCUUCGACAUCCCACCACAAGAGGUUUUGACCAAAGACUCAGUGACAGUGAGCGUUGACGGAGUGGUGUAUUACCGGGUCCAGAAUGCGACUCUAGCUGUGGCUAACAUCACUAAUGCAGAUGCUGCUACCCGGCUGCUGGCCCAGACCACCCUGAGAAAUGUCCUGGGUACCAAGAACCUGGCAGAGAUUCUGUCUGACCGUGAAGAGAUCGCACACAGCAUGCAGUCCACUCUGGAUGAUGCAACAGACGACUGGGGAAUCAAGGUGGAGCGCGUGGAGAUCAAAGACGUGAAGCUGCCGCAGCAGCUCCAGAGAGCCAUGGCGGCCGAGGCCGAGGCGAGCCGAGAGGCCAGAGCCAAGGUGAUAGCAGCAGAAGGCGAGAUGAACGCGUCCCGCGCGCUCAAGGAGGCGUCCCUGGUGAUUGCAGAGUCUCCCUCAGCGCUGCAGCUGCGCUACCUCCAGACCCUCAACACCAUCGCUGCAGAGAAGAACUCCACCAUCAUCUUCCCUCUGCCGCUGGAGAUGAUGCACGGCUUCAUGAAACACUAAGGAGUCUUAACAUCCCGUUCACACCCACACUCUCACGCAACACGGACACUGAUCCAGGCGGUUUAAAUCAGCAUUUAAAGUAGCUGUCUUAUUGUAAAAAUUAAUUUCUGAUGAGCAUAGUCUGUGUGCUUAACGUUGUGUUUUGCUGAACAUGAGGUAAAGAUUUACCACUUGCCCGUGAGGCUGCUCUACCAACACCUGUUUCAGAGGCGUCAAUCAGCCCAACAGCUGCUGGAGAGAGCGCUGGUGCCAAACACCCAGAAAGAUCUAGAGCAGUCAGCUUGACAUGUCUGCCAACAACUGACCACUGAGCGAAUGUACUUAGUACCGAGCAGGAGAACAAAAGCAGCAGCGAAACAGCUGCUGGUUUCUGUUUCUGAUGCAGUUUGAUUGUUGUGUGUUCUGAUCCAUCAUCACCCUUUUUUAUGUUUAUGGGGAUGCCUGCUGGAUUAGUGGCCUGUGUCUGCUUACACACACACACACACACACACACACACACAUACUUACAUCUAUAUAUCUAUAAUCCCCUGAUAUUAUAACCACGCUAGGACGACUGUCAGCAUCACAUGUAUUCUGGCUUCAGUAGCUUUUUUUCACCUAUCCAUAAACUAGGGCUGGGUAUAGAUUCAAAUGUCAAGAAUCGAUUCGACUCCGAUUCUUAAUAUUCAGAAUUGAUUAUCAUGAUUCGAUUCGAUCCGAUUCGAUAUUGAUUUGGCUUAGUGUUAUUUAAAAUGUUUUUUGAGCUGUUGCCUGAAUUAUAUGACUGUAAAAUAACUAGUGAAAUAAUAAUUUCACAAUAAUUAUUGUGAAAUAACUAAGAAAUAAAUAACUCAAACAGGCCUUUCAAUAUCCAUUUAAAGUGCAAAAGAAAUUGCAACAGUUCAUGCAGUUAACAAAUCAUUUUAGCUUAUCUAAUUUAUUCUGUCACCACGCACAAAUAUUGCCAUGAAGCACCUGGCAUUUUUCAGAAGUGUCAUAACAAACUGUGUCCGACUACUGGGAUUAAAGUUCACCUGGCGAAAAUUAUGAAGAAAAAGGAAAAAAAAAUAAAAAAAAUCGCUCUUUAGACAUUAGAAUCGAUUUUUAGGAAUUAAUAUGAGAAUCGGUUUAGAAUCGGAAAAUCGAUUUUUUCCAACACAGGCCUAACAUAAACCUUACUAUCUUUGUUCUUUCAGAUAUUACUUUUCCAAUUUUUAUAGAAUUUUACCAUAAACCCUAUAUAAGCAUUAAAUUAGACAUUUUAAUCUUCUAAGUUGUACAGUAAAUGUAUAACAUACUCUACUUGGACCUGACUAGCCUCAUUUUGACUUUGUGAACUGUGUGUAAAUGCAUUUAUGUGUAAAUGAUUGUUACUUUUGACGAGUGUUUGCUCGUUAAGUACCGGUGUUGCACUGAGCCCCUCAGAAAAUAAGAAGACUUAGAAACACGCAUGUGCUGAACCGUCUUUUAGAAGUGACACUUGAUCAUUUUGGUUGUGUUUUAAUGUUACUGAUGUAAUCCUAGUGUUUACUGAAUCCUUUAUAUCAGGGGUAGCCAACCCUCGCCCUCGAGUGCCACUCCUGCUUCUUUUAGAUAUUUCCCCGCUUCAAAGCAGCCUGGUACAAAUGACUGUGAUUCACAGACUGUGAUGACACGUUGAGAACAACCAGUAAUCAGAACCGGGUGUGUCGAUGAAAGGAUUCAUCUAAAACAUGUAGGGCAUUUGAGGACCAGGAUUGCGUUAUACCUCUGCUUUAUAGAUAGAUAGAUUUAUAGAGUUAACAGUAUAUGGACUACCAAGUAGAAAAGCUAUCAGCGACUUAAAAAACCAAGUUGACUAACCUCCUACAGUCUUGAUGAGUAACUAACUCGGUUGAGCAUAGCUGUCCAGUUGUGCCUUUCUUUCUUUUAUUUUUCUCUCUCUCUCUGCUUUGGAGAGGUAGGGCCCACAAAUAUCUCAGCCAAAAGCCUUAACUCACUGCCAUCCAUUCAUCUUUACUAGUAUCACAAUCUAUGCGUCUCCGAAGGAAAUUCUUCAAAGGGGUUCUUUACAUUUUCUAACUGGAUUUUUAUUGUACGCUCUUUCUGGGUGUAACAAGCCAAAUAUUUCAACAUGUUUAUAGUUAUGAGUUGACACAUGUUUUUUUGUUCUGUUGAAAGUACAGCUAAAAGUACUUCUACAUAAAAAAAUAAAUAUAUAUAUUUAUAUACAUACAUACAUGUAUGUAUAUAUUGAUAAUGGUGUGAUGUUUCUAUUAGUUUGCGGUGAAUGGACUCUAAGCUCAGCUCAGUCACAUGACUGGGCUCACUCGUCAUGGUGUUUUUAUUCUGUUACAGUAUAGAAAAGCUGUUGUAUUUUACUGCAGUAAUACUUGUUUUCUUGUGUUAAUGUUGCUACCGAUGGGGAUGAAUUCACCUACAGAAUCGACAUUUAGUAGAAAAAGAAAGUCUCUUUCAGAAGGAAGAUGAACGAACACAUUCAGACUCUCUACUUUCUGCUGCUAUACUGCAGUGGUUUGCCAAAUGUUUGAUUUGUGUGUUUUCUCCAGUUUCUCAGGCAGGUGCAUUGUUCACAGAAGUCACUUUUAUAGCUUUCUUAUCCUUUGUUACACUUUGACUGUUGAAAGAAAAAAGCCUGGUCAUUAAUAUAAAGCAUUUUCUGCCUUUUACAAAAUCAUUACACAUGCCAGUAUGUGAUGUUUUUGUAAAAUGAACAUUAACAAUAUUUUUGUACCGUUGGAUUUGAAUUGAUUUUACCUUGUAUGAAUGCAUAUGAAGAAUUCAAAUAAAGAUCUCGUAGGCUUGUUUGCAUCAGGAUAUAUUUUUUCAGGCCGGAGUGAAAAAUCAGACAAAACACAUGACAUGUUUAAUUUGGUUUAUUUAAAAUAAGAGUUAAACAGGAAGUAACUGGUUUUCAGAGUGGUGUAAUAUCUGUUUUCCAUUGAAAAUUAAGUUGCAGCAGAACAGCAAAGGUUGUUUUUUUUGUGUGGCAUUUUUGAAAAUAAAUAUACAAAUAAUCUCUAGAAUAAAAGCAAAAAAAAAAUCUAUAAAUCUAUCCUUUUGACUGGAGCAGUACCGUAGAAAAAUAACAAGCUGG